This is a messenger RNA of Trichoderma asperellum CBS 433.97, 1470 nucleotides long. RefSeq lists its product as uncharacterized. Gene Ontology annotation, molecular function: acyltransferase activity, transferring groups other than amino-acyl groups. NCBI's taxonomy places the organism in Eukaryota, Fungi, Ascomycota, Sordariomycetes, Hypocreales, Hypocreaceae. The record is from RefSeq and is a predicted model, not a curated record.
AUGCCUAAUUCAUCUUCAUCUUUCGUUGUCGGGGUUGGCAUGACGCCGUUCCUCUCUCCCAAAAAGUCAGCCAACCUAGCAGCCAACCCGCAGUCAGACUAUCUCGAUCUAGCUGUCGAAGCUUGCGUCAAAGCUCUAUUAGAUGCCGGACUCACCUUUGAUAAGGUAGACCAAGGCAUCGGAUGCUACGUCUUUGGCGACUCAACAUGUGCCCAGCGCGUCUUUUACAGCCUCGGCAUGACGGGUAUUCCCAUCCUCAACGUUCACAAUUACUGCAGCUCUGGUAGCACAGGGCUAUGGCUGGCGAACCAGGCCAUCCGCUCUGGCGACGCAGACUGUGUUCUGGUUGCAGGAUUUGACAAGAUGUAUCCUGGUGUGUUGCCACAGACGCAUAAAGAUCGCACCAAUCCUCUGUCUCGCGUUCUAGACUUGUCCAAGACACAGAUACCCGAGUCUGAGCGCGGCAAACCGUCGCCGGGAUGGAGUCCUCAGCUUUACGGCAAUGCUCAGGCAGAGUAUCUGCAGCGAUAUGGAGGCCCGGGCGGUGCUGAGAGACGAGAUUUUGCACAGAUUACUGCGGUCAACAGAGAACACGGCACACGCAAUCCUUACUCUCAGCUGUCCAAGGCUGUGUCGGCCGAAGAUGUGUUGUCUAGUCCCGUCAUAGCGGGGGAUAUCACACGAUUGCAGUGCUGUCCUUCUUCUACUGGCGCAGCGGCAGCGGUGAUUGUCUCAGAAUCCUUCUUGGCCGCUCAUCCCUAUCUCCGCAGCACCGCCAUUCAGAUCGCCGGCCAGUCUCUGGCUACUGAUUCUUCUAAGCUAUACGAUUCGCGAAGCGCAAUUGAGCUCAUCGGUUCUGAUAUGACACGGAAUGCGGCAAAACGUGCUUAUGAACAGGCGGGCAUCACGCCCAAAGACGUGUCGGUAAUUGAGCUUCAUGAUUGCUUUACUACAAAUGAAAUGUGUGCUAUCGAAGGCCUGGGAUUGGCUGAGGAAGGCAAAGGUUGGAAGCUGGUUCGUGAUGGCCUCAUUACAUAUAAUCCGAAGAAGAAGGGAAAAGGCUGGAUCGUGAAUCCGAGUGGAGGACUCAUCUCCAAGGGACAUCCCCUGGGAGCGACUGGUCUAGCACAAUGUGCAGAGUUGGUCUGGCAUCUUCGUGGAUGGGCAAAGCGCCGGUCCGUUGCAUCAACACGGUAUUGUCUCCAGCACAACAUGGGCAUGGGAGGCGCCACAGUAGUGACGAUAUACAAGAGGAUAGACGGCGAGGUAGCUCCAAGGGUCGAGGACACGAAGCCAGAAGAAGAUGGACGUAGUCGGUUGGGUUAUAAUCCUGCCGAAGAGGCUCGGUCUAUAAGUCGUGAGGAUUGGAAGAGUGUGCUUGCGGAGGGAGAGGCGAGUUCGGCGUGGGCAGCGGCCGAGUUGCCGUGGAACCUGAAUCCUGGAGCGUAUAGCACUAGAGCCAAGUUGUAG